Molecule: messenger RNA, 1233 nt
Organism: Aspergillus aculeatus ATCC 16872
Lineage: Eukaryota; Fungi; Ascomycota; Eurotiomycetes; Eurotiales; Aspergillaceae
Exons: 1
Coding region: 1-1233 (410 amino acids)
Biological process (GO): regulation of DNA-templated transcription
Source: RefSeq, a predicted model, not a curated record
AUGAAGACACGCCGCGGUCGCUCUUCUUCUCCUCGACGCAGCCGUGGCGACUACUCGAACCCUGUCAUGAAACAUCCUGGCUCGUCCGAGACACAAGCUGGUCUCAAGUCAUUUACAGGGGCUGUGACCGGCGCAUCCUAUGGUUCAGUACAAAGUUUCGGCGCCAUGGUCAUCUUACAGGAGUAUUUGGAAGGAGCUUUUGUAGUGCAGAUGGCUAGCGACAACUCAGAGACGGUGUUAGGUCACUCACCAGAUACUCUAUUUGCGCUUCAGAGCUUCUCUGACCUUUUAAAUGACGAUCAAGUUGAGAUAUUCUCCCACUACAUUGACCUCAUUCAGCCUCCGGUCGAUAACCGCGUCAUCGUUGGUCCCGCAAUGUUUGAACUUACUAUUGACGAUCGGCUUGGCAUUUCACGGCGGCUUUGGUGUUCCCUUCACGCCAAUCCUCUCGAUAGGAAUACAUUGAUAUGCGAAUUUGAAUUGCAAAAUGAUCAUAUGAACCCUCUUAAUGCUGCCGCUAGGAUACUUCCAGCUGGCUUGGCCGGAACCUCAGGCCACUUACCAAAAAACUGCCGCAAAACUAGUGUGUUUGAUGGUAUCUACCGACCAUUGCGUAUACUGCCUAGUACACGCAAGGGUGUCGCCGAACUCACCGCUAUGGAAGCGAUUAGAAUUGUCGACCAAAUACAAAAUCAGCUAGGUAGUGCUUCGACUGUAGAGGCCUUGUUGGAGAUCACGGUGAGCUCAGUCAGAGAUUUGACUGGCUUUAGCCAUGUGGUGGUGACUAAGUAUGAAAGCGAGACGCAUGCACUCAUUUCGCCAGCUUUAACAGAAUCAAGUUUUAUGGAGUUGGCCAUUCCCCACCAAGCACAGAAAAUCCCACAUGCAGAGCAAGUUUGGUUAGUAUAUGACCAGGAGCAAACGAAUUCUCGGAUGAUCUGUCGGGACACCGAGAAUGCCAAGCAUACGCUUGACAUGUCAUGUGCAUACCUGCGGGCAAUGUCGCCAAGUCAGGUCAACACUCUGCGUCUAAACAAAAUACGUUCCUUCAUGUCGGUCAAUAUUAUUGUCCCCCAUAAAGUUUGGGGCGUGAUCUCUUGUCGCUCCUACGAACAGUUUCCCAUGAGGGCGCCUCUCCCGGUUCGAAAGAUUUGUCUAAUAAUCUGCAACACACUCGCACGCAAUAUCGAGCGCCUUUCAUAUGCUCCGCAUCUUCCGCGACGAGCUUCUUAG